AUGGUAGAAAUCCCAGACAGAGCACUGAAGGGAGAUGAGAAUCAAGCUGAGCUGUAUGAAGAUGACGAAACUGAGCGCAACACCGUUCCCCUCACGGCCCUCGCCAGCUUCUUCUCUGAUGAUGACUCCCUCAAAAAGCAGAAGAAGAAAAAGCCCAAAAAGAUAAAAGAGGGGAAAAUACCGAAAGUUAAGAAGAGGAAAAAAGAGGGAGGAAUACAGCCAAGACUUGACAGUGACCUCGAGGAGAUUUCAGAGGUAGAGGAGGAACGCGAACGGCCAGAAAUUGGCUCAGAGAGCGAAAGCAGCGCAUAUGGCCCCACCAAAAAAAAAAAGAAAAAACCCAGGGAGAAAAAAGAAAGAAAGCCCAGGAAGAAGAAGAGAGAUGAGGAUGACGAUGAGGAUGACGAUGAUGAUGGUAACAUGAAAGAACCCAAAUCCUCCAGCCAGCUGAUGCAAGAAUGGGGUCUUGAGGAUGUUCAGUAUGGGUUCACGGAGGACGACUACAAAACAAUCACCAAUUACAAGGCUUUCAGCCAGUUCCUCAGGCCCCUCAUUGCCAAGAAGAAUCCGAAGAUACCCAUGUCAAAGAUGAUGACAGUGUUGGGAGCCAAGUGGCGUGAGUUCAGUGCCAACAACCCGUUCAAAGGGGCAUCUGCCACCGCUGUGGCCGCUGCGGUGGCCGCCGCGGUGGAAACGGUUACUGUAGCUCAGCCAACAUCUGUCAGCAGCAUCCAGCUGAGCUCUCAGCAGGGCACGUUAAAAAAAGCCAAAACCAAAGAAGGAAAAGGGCCAGGAGUUAGAAAGAAAAGCAAGACCUUAAAAGAAGUGAAGAAGAAACCCAAGCCGAAGAAGACCAAAUCAAAAACUGGUCAAAGCGGGAAGAAGAAGAAAGCAUCCUCUAGCGAGGAGGACUUUCUGGAGGAGUCAGACUUUGAUGACAUCAGUAUCCACAGUGCCUCUGUGCUUUCUGAUACCUCUGGGGCCACCAAGAAAAAGGCCCGACGUGGGCGGAAAAAAAGGAAAAAGGAGGACGGCGAUGGCUAUGAGACUGACCACCAGGACUACUGUGAGGUUUGCCAGCAGGGAGGAGAAAUUAUCCUCUGUGACACUUGUCCAAGAGCCUACCACCUUGUCUGUCUGGACCCCGAGCUGGAAAAGGCGCCUGAGGGAAAAUGGAGCUGUCCACACUGUGAGAAGGAGGGAAUCCAAUGGGAGGCCAAAGACGAAGAGGAGGAGGAGGAGGAGCCAGCAGGUGAGGAAGAGGAUGACCAUAUGGAGUUCUGCAGAGUUUGCAAGGAUGGAGGGGAACUUCUGUGUUGUGACACCUGUCCAUCAUCCUACCACAUCCAUUGCCUCAAUCCACCUCUACCUGAGAUCCCAAACGGGGAGUGGUUGUGUCCUCGCUGCAUGUGCCCUCCUCUCAAAGGUAAAGUGCAGAAGAUUCUCCACUGGCUGUGGGGAGAACCGCCGCUGCCAGCUGAGCCACCCGCAGGCCCUGAUGGCAAUCCAAUUGAUCCACUGACCAAGCCUCCACUCAAGGGGCGCCCAGAGAGGGAAUUCUUUGUAAAGUGGGCUGGCCUUUCAUACUGGCACUGUUCCUGGGUCAGCGAACUGCAGUUAGAGCUGUACCACACAGUCAUGUAUCGGAACUACCAGCGGAAGAACGACAUGGACGAGCCCCCGCCAUACGAUUACGGCUCAGGAGAGGAGGAGCUCAACAAUGAGAAGAGGAAGAGCAAAGACCCCCAGUACGCUGCAAUGGAGGAGCGCUUUUACCGCUACGGCAUUAAACCAGAGUGGAUGGUUAUCCACCGGAUACUCAACCACAGUUUUGAUAAUGACGGUGAUGUGCAUUACCUAAUCAAGUGGAGAGACUUACCUUAUGAUCAAUGCACUUGGGAGGCAGAUGAUUUUGACGUCCCAGAGUAUGAGAUCCACAAAGCUUUUUACUGGGACCACAGAGAGCAAAUUUUAGGAGAGGACCAACGCCCUCUUGUGGUAAGAAAAGGGAAGAAACUAAAAGAGAACUAUCCAAAAAGGGAAAUCCCUCCUGAUGCCCCCAUCAUAGAUCCAACCAUCAAAUUUGAGCACCAGCCCUGGUAUAUUAAUGCCACAGGGGGAACGCUGCACCCAUACCAGCUGGAAGGUCUGAAUUGGUUACGAUUUUCCUGGGCUCAGGGAACAGAUACCAUCCUGGCAGAUGAAAUGGGCCUCGGAAAAACGGUUCAGACAAUAGUCUUUCUCUACUCACUGUAUAAGGAGGGCCAUUCCAAGGGGCCUUUCUUGGUGAGUGCACCUCUGUCUACUAUCAUCAAUUGGGAGAGAGAAUUUGAGAUGUGGGCUCCAGAUUUCUACGUGGUGACUUACACCGGAGACAAAGACAGCAGGGCAAUUAUCAGAGAGAAUGAAUUCACCUUGGAGGACAGCGCAAUAAAAUCUGGACGCAAGGUGUUCCGGAUGAAGAAAGACUCUCCCAUCAAGUUUCAUGUGCUGCUGACAUCUUACGAGCUGAUCACUAUAGAUCAAGCCAUUCUUGGCUCCGUCACCUGGGCCUGCUUGGUGGUAGACGAGGCUCACAGACUGAAGAACAACCAAUCAAAGUUUUUCAGGAUUCUUAACGGGUAUAAGAUCUACUACAAGCUGCUGCUCACUGGUACUCCUCUGCAGAACAACCUGGAGGAGCUUUUCCAUCUACUUAACUUCCUCACCCCAGACCGCUUCAACAACCUGGACGGCUUCCUUGAGGAGUUUGCAGAUAUCUCUAAAGAGGACCAGAUCAAGAAGCUCCAUGACCUCCUCGGACCUCACAUGCUCAGGCGGCUGAAAGCUGACGUCUUCAAGAACAUGCCGGCGAAGACGGAGCUCAUUGUCAGAGUGGAGCUCAGUCCCAUGCAGAAGAAAUAUUACAAGUUUAUUUUGACGCGGAAUUUUGAGGCUCUGAACUCCAAAGGGGGAGGAAACCAGGUGUCCCUGCUCAACAUUAUGAUGGACCUGAAGAAAUGCUGUAACCACCCCUACCUGUUCCCUGUUGCUGCUGUGGAGGCUCCUGUUUUGCCUAAUGGUUCUUAUGAUGGCAACCUGCUGGUGAAGUCCUCAGGAAAACUAACCCUGCUUCAAAAAAUGCUGAAGAAACUCAAAGAUGAAGGACACAGAGUUCUUAUUUUCUCUCAGAUGACAAAGAUGUUGGAUCUGCUUGAGGAUUUCCUGGAGUUUGAAGGCUAUAAAUAUGAACGUAUUGAUGGGGGGAUUACUGGAGGCUUACGGCAGGAAGCAAUUGAUCGUUUCAAUGCUCCAGGGGCACAGCAGUUCUGCUUUUUGCUUUCAACGCGAGCCGGAGGUCUCGGCAUCAAUUUGGCUAGUGCAGACACCGUCAUCAUCUAUGACUCUGACUGGAAUCCACACAAUGACAUCCAAGCUUUUAGCAGAGCCCACCGAAUUGGCCAAAACAAGAAGGUGAUGAUCUAUCGUUUUGUGACUCGGGGAUCUGUGGAGGAGAGAAUCACUCAGGUGGCAAAGAGAAAAAUGAUGUUGACUCACCUGGUGGUGAGGCCCGGCCUGGGCUCCAAAACCGGUUCCAUGUCCAAACAAGAACUGGACGACAUCCUCAAGUUUGGAACUGAGGAGCUCUUUAAGGAUGAGAUGGAAGCAGCACGAGCCAUGGGAGAUAACAAAGAUGGUGAGGAGGGCAACGUCAUUCACUACGAUGACGAUGCCAUUUCAAAGCUGCUGGACCGCAGCCAAGACGCCACCGAGGACACAGAGAUACAGAACAUGAACGAGUACCUGAGCUCGUUCAAGGUGGCGCAGUAUGUGGUGAAAGAAGAAGAUGAAGAGGAGGAGGUAGAGCGAGAAAUCAUCAAGCAAGAGGAGAAUGUGGACCCAGACUAUUGGGAAAAGCUCCUCCGCCAUCACUAUGAGCAGCAGCAGGAGGACCUGGCCCGAAAUCUGGGAAAAGGCAAACGCAUUCGGAAGCAGGUCAACUACAACGACGCCACUCAGGAGGACCAAGAAUGGCAGGAUGAUCUUUCAGACAAUCAAUCGGAGUAUUCCGUGGGGUCCGAAGAUGAGGACGAAGAUUUUGAAGAGAGGCCCGAAGGUGGACGCAGGCAGUCUCGUCGACAGCUUAAGAAUGAGAAAGACAAACCUCUGCCCCCCUUACUGGCACGUGUUGGAGGCAGCAUAGAGGUCCUUGGGUUCAACACUCGCCAGAGGAAAGCUUUCCUCAAUGCCAUCAUGCGCUGGGGCAUGCCACCUCAGGAUGCUUUCAACUCGCACUGGCUGGUCCGGGACCUUAGAGGGAAGAGUGAGCGCGAGUUUAGGGCCUAUGUGUCUCUGUUUAUGAGACAUUUAUGUGAGCCAGGUGCAGACGGAGCGGAGACCUUUGCGGAUGGAGUCCCCCGUGAGGGCCUGUCUCGACAGCAUGUUCUCACCAGGAUCGGAGUCAUGUCGCUUGUCAGGAAAAAGGUGCAGGAGUUUGAACAUGUAAAUGGGAAGCUGAGCUCUCCAGAUCUGAUUCCCAUUGGAAUGGAGCUGAAGAAACUGACUGAAAGUGUGUCUUCAGAUCCCAACACUCCGGUGCCAGCCAGCCCUGUUGCUACACAGCCCAGCACCCCCGUCCCACCAGAGAAGGCCGAGUCUUUGGUACGAAACGCUGAAGAUAAGGAGACUACAGAGACAGAUGGAAAGAAACAAUCUGAGCAGGAACAAGCUCCCAGUGCAGAGCUAGCAUCUGUACCCGAGAAGGCUGCUGACAGUGACGAGACGAAGGCAACCUCAGAAGAGACAACAGGAGAUGAGAGAAACAGAACCAAAUCCCCCAUGACAAAGGCCGAGCCACCUGCCUACCCAAAAGAGUCUGCUUUCAAGCCGGCAGAGCUGCCAUCUAGUCAUACCUCACCUAAGACGGACCCCUGCAAAGAAGCUGAGAAGUCCUCUGAAAAAGGAGAGGCUGGUUCUCCUCGGGAAAAAACCGAAGACAAAGAAAAUAAGCCAGACGAUGUGAAGAGUGAAGAUGCAUUAGAGGGUCGAUUGAACGGAGACAAAGACACUCUGGAUGAGCUGGAUGAGAGCAGAAGAGAAGACAAAAAUGGAUUCAAAGCCAAGUUCAUGUUUAAUAUCGCAGAUGGAGGUUUUACGGAGUUGCACACCCUGUGGCAAACCGAGGAGCGAGCGGCUCUUUCGUCUGGAAAAAUGCAUGACAUCUGGCAUCGUCGCCAUGACUACUGGCUGCUUGCUGGCAUCGUAACACACGGCUAUGCUCGCUGGCAAGACAUUCAGAAUGACCCCCGUUAUGCUAUUCUGAAUGAGCCAUUCAAAACAGAGAUGCACAAGGGGAACUACUUGGAGAUGAAGAACAAGUUCCUGGCGCGGCGCUUUAAGUUGUUGGAACAGGCAUUGGUGAUUGAGGAGCAGUUGCGACGGGCAGCUUACCUCAACAUGACCCAGGACCCCAGUCACUCUGCCAUGGCUCUCAACACGCGCUUUGCUGAGGUGGAAUGUUUGGCCGAGUCCCACCAGCACCUCUCCAAAGAGUCUCUGGCUGGGAACAAGCCUGCCAAUGCUGUGCUUCACAAAGGUGUGUGGACCCGCUCCAAACCAAAAGCAACACUGUUGACUCAGGAGCUCUUUUUUUUAAAUUAUGGAAAACUGAUAAGAAAGUAGCCCUGCAACAGACUGGUGACCUGUCCA
This is a messenger RNA of Poecilia reticulata (guppy), 5688 nucleotides long. The record is from RefSeq and is a predicted model, not a curated record. NCBI's taxonomy places the organism in Eukaryota, Metazoa, Chordata, Actinopteri, Cyprinodontiformes, Poeciliidae.